AUGCUUACUUCAAGACUAAAUCUUCCCAUCCCGGGAGGCUGGACCAAGGACGUUAGCGCGUCGUCCCCCAGUGCUCAAGAUUCCCCGCUUUCAGAAAACCAAAACCGCGAACUAGCAGCCGGCAUCGUCGGAGAGCGAGGAAGGGUGUUUGACGCGUCGGGCAAGCCCGUCGCCAAGGUCGUCGAGGGCGAGUCGUCGGAUCUGGUCGGCAGCAUCGUCUCGUCCACGGGCGACAUCCUCAGCUCGACGGGCAGCGUCGUCGGCAAGGCCGAGAUCCUCGGAGAGGACGAUGACCAGGAGCAGCAGCCCGAGGACAAGGAAAAGGUCGAACAGCUGAUUGAGAAGGCCAAGACCGAGAGCGAGGUCGGUUCCACAAAGGCCGCCGACGCCACUAGCGACGUGGAAGAGACGGGGUCCCAGAGCUCCAAGGGCGUCAAGUUCGCCGACGAGACCGAGACCCUAGGCGAGAAGGCGGAUGAGAAGCCCGACAACAAGGUCGACGACAAGGCCGACGACAAGGUCGACGACAAGCUGGCAGAAGUGGAGCCGGAGCCUAUCAAGGAUGACGACGACGACGUACCAUCCGACAAGACUCAGUCCGACGUCUCCAAGGGCGACAUCACCCCGCCUUCUGAUCAGUCCGACGAGAAGGCUGCGCCCUCCGUGACCUCGGAUAAGCCUGCCGAUGUGUCCAAAGAGGCUGCUUCUUCUAUUAUUUCUGAGAAGCCCACUGCGUCGGAAACGUCCGAGAAGCCUGCUGCAUCGGAAACGUCCGAAAAGCCCGCUGUGUCGGAAACAACCGAAAAGCCCACCGAAACGGAAUUGGAUAACGUUGACGAGACCUCCCAGAAGACUGCUCCUUCUGAAACUACCGAGAAGCCCUCUUCGGAUCUCGGUGACAAGCCUGCCGACGCUGUGACGGAUGCCGGCAGCAUAUCGCCCUCAGAUUCUGCCACCAACGCCAAGCCGGGCGUCGCUGCCAGCGAUGCCCCCACUGAUGCUCCCACUGAUGCCCCCACCGACGCCGCCACCGACGCCGUGGAAGGCGAGGGCAAGAAGCUCGACUUUUCGCUCCUCAAGGGUGGCAAGGUCAACAAGGGCGGAAACGUCGUGGACGAGAGCGGCAGCGUUGUGGGCCACGUGAUUGAAGGUUCCAUCAAGAGCCUCAUCGGCCGCAAGAUUGACGAGAACGGCGAUGUCUGGAACGACUCGGGCAAGGUCAUUGGCCGCGUCGAGCCCAACGAGGCCGUAGAGGAGGAGGAAGAAUCCGGCCCCUUUGACGACUUCCCCGAUGCCGUGGUGGAGAGUGACGGCACCGUCACCUUUGAGGGCAGGCUCGUCGGCCGCGUGAUCGAGGGCGACGCGAAGAAGCUGGCGGGAAAGAAGGUCGACAAGGACGGCGACAUCCUUGAUCGCUCUGGAAACAACAUUGGCAAGGCCGAGCGCUGGGAGGGUGAUGAGCCCGAGCCUGAGGCCGAGCCCGAGAAGGUCGACCUGUCGGUUCUCAAGGGCGCCAAGGUCAACAAGAUCGGCAACGUGGUCGACGACCGCGGCCGCGUAGUUGGCCACAUUGUCGAGGGAACCCUCCCCUUUGAGGACUUCCCCGAUGCGGUCGUUGAAUCCGACGGCACCAUCACCUUUGAGGGCAAGCUCAUCGGUCGCGUGAUCGAGGGAGAUGCCAAGAAGCUCGCGGGCAAGAAGGUAGACGAGGACGGUGAUAUCCUCGACCGCUCCGGUAACGUGAUCGGCAAGGCCGAGCGUUGGGAGGGUGACGAGCCCGAGCCCGAGGCUGAGCCCGAGAAGGUCGACUUUUCCGCUCUCAAGGACGCCAAGGUCAACAAGCUCGGCAAUGUCGUGGACCACCGCGGUCGAGUAGUGGGUCACGUCAUCGAGGGCGCUCUUCGCCACCUCAUCGGCCGCAAGACGGAUGAGAACGGCGAGAUCUGGAACGACGCCGGCAAGGUCAUCGGCAAGGCCGAGCCCGUGGAUCCCGAAGACGUCAAGGAGCCCUCGCCCUUCGAGGACUUCCCCGACGCCAUCGUCGGACCCAAGGGCAUCGUCACUUCCAACGGCGAGACCGUGGGCCGCCUGAUCGAGGGCGACGCCAAGAAGCUCAAGGGCAAGAAGGUCGACCCCGACGGCGAGAUCCUCGACAGCUCCGGCAACGUGCUCGGCAAGGCCGAGCGCUGGGAGGAAGAGGAGCCCGAGCCCGAGCCCGAGAAAAUCAUCGACCGCUCCGCCCUCGCGGGCAAGCGCGUCAACAAGCUCGGCAACGUGGUCGACACGAGCGGCACCAUCUUUGGCCGACUCGUCGAGGGCGACGCCAAGGGCCUCGCGGGUCGCAUGUGCGACAAGGAGGGCAACGUGCGCAGCGAGGCGGGCGACAUCAUUGGUCGCGCCGAGCUCGUGCCCGAGGGCGAGCGCGAGGGUCUCAAGGAGGGCCCCUUUGCCGAGCUCCCCGGCUGCACCGUGACCAAGGAGGGCAAGGUCGUGACGCCCGGCGGCGACGUGGUCGGCCGCCUGAUCAAGGGCGACGCCAAGACGCUCUUUGGCCGCAGUGUCGACGAGGACGGCGACGUGCUCGACCGCAACGGCAACAGCCUCGGCAAGGCCGAGCGCUGGGAGGAGCCCGAGGUCGAAAAGACCAAGAACCCGCUCGAGGGCCGCAAGGUCAACCGCGAGGGCAACGUCGUCGACACCGACGGCAACAUCAUCGGCAAGCUCACGUCGGGCGAGCUGAGCAUUUGCUCGGGCAAGGAGAUUGAUGGCGACGGCGAUGUCGUCGACAGCAAGGGCCGCACCAUUGGACACGUUUCUCUGCUCGAGGAUAUCCCUGCCGAGCCCGAGCCCGAGCCGGUCGAGACCGAGUCGCCCGAGGAGAAGCAGAAGCGCGAGGAGGACGCAAAGGACAAGAAGCUCGCCAAGCAGAUGGCGGCGUGCCUCACGCAGUGCCUCGACAGGAUCAAGCCCAUCUGCAAGAUGAUUACCCAAAAGAUCGAGGCGGCCGAGCGCACCCCCAAGGAGGACCUUGAUGAGGAGGGCCUGGUCAAGGAGGUCAAGCCUUUGAUCGAGGAGGGCCACGCUAUCCUCCAGGAGGCCAACGGCAUCAUCCGUGGCCUCGACCCCGAUGGCCAUAUCCAGGCCAACGCCAAGCACAAGUCUGCUACCCGUGACGCCUCUCCCGAAGAGUUCCACCUUGCCGAUGUUCUCAAGGAGAUCCUGGCGGCCGUCGGCCUGCUCCUCAACGGUGUCCUCGAGCUCGUGGGUCGCCUCCUCAGCGGCCUCGGCCUCGGUGGUCUCGUGCACAACAUCCUCGGCGGUCUCGGCUUGACCAACGUCCUCAAGGGCCUUGGAAUCGGCGGCGUCGUCGAUGCCUUGACGGGCAAGACCCGAAACGGAAAGAAGAAGGAGUAA
This is a messenger RNA of Parascedosporium putredinis, 3414 nucleotides long. The record is from the annotation of a GenBank genome assembly. Lineage: Eukaryota; Fungi; Ascomycota; Sordariomycetes; Microascales; Microascaceae.